This is a messenger RNA of Aureobasidium vineae, 1785 nucleotides long. The record is from the annotation of a GenBank genome assembly. Lineage: Eukaryota; Fungi; Ascomycota; Dothideomycetes; Dothideales; Saccotheciaceae.
AUGUCGCAAAUGCUUAGGAGUGUCAAGAAUGUCACCAAGGGAUACUCGUCCGUCCAGGUCAAAGUUCGAAAUGGUUCGUCUUCUUCAGUCGACGAGUCUGCCCGUACUGAUACUAUGCACANNGCGACCAGCAAUGACCCUUGGGGCCCGACAGGCACCGACAUGGCCGAAAUCGCCAAGAUCACCUACAACAGGUAUGCACAUCCCACUGCGCUUCUGCUGCAACCGGCACUGACACUAUGCCUUCNNAGUUCGACGGAUUUCUACGAAGUCAUGGAUAUGCUCGACAAGCGCCUGAACGACAAGGGCAAGAACUGGCGUCACGUCCUCAAAUCGCUCAAGGUUCUCGACUACUGCCUUCACGAGGGCUCCGAGCUGUGCGUCACAUGGGCUCGCAAGAACAUCUACAUCAUUCGCACCCUCCGCGAGUUCAUCUACCUUGACGAGGAGGGCCGCGAUGUUGGCCAGAACAUUCGUGUCUCUGCCAAGGAGUUGACCUCUCUCAUCAUGGAUGAAGAACGCCUGCGCUCCGAACGUCAAAACAGACACUCGUGGAAAUCAAGAGUCACUGGUCUCGAAGACAUGGCUGGCGGAGGCUACGAAAGCGAGACACAUUCGACACCGAGAAAGCCCCGCGAGCGUGCCAACAGAACACGCACGUCAGACGAAGAUCUCGAGUACAGACUUGCGCUCGAAGCAAGUAAGAACGAGGCCGAGGAAGAUGCCAGACGACGUGCCAUGAAGAACCGAGGCGGCGAGGAAGACGACGACCUGGCCAAGGCGCUCAGGUUGAGCAAGGAGGAAGAAGAAGCACGCAAGCGCGAAUUCGACGAUGCAAAUGCAAGUUCGCUGUUUGACGACACGCCCGCUCAGACGCAGCAGCCCACUGGCUUCAACCAGGGUUACCAGCAGCAGACAGCCGUCGACUGGUUCGGCAACCCCAUGGGCCAACAGCAACCUCAGUCCACUGGAUACUUGAACAAUGCCUACAACCAGCAGCCGCUCCAGGCUCAGCAGACGGCUUUCCCACAGCAAGACUAUUCUGGCUACUACCAACAGCCUCAACCCACCGGCUUUGACCAAUCUUUCCAGCAGCAGCAACAGCCGCAGCAGCAGUUCCUCCAGCCCCAGGCCACCGGCUACAAUCCAUGGGCUACUCAGAUGCAGCCUCAGCAACAGCAACAGCCCCAGCAGACGGCCCAACCCGGCUCCAACAACCCAUGGGCUCUUUCGUCUCCUGCUUCGCAAGAAGCUCUGCGCCCUCAGGCCACCGGCUCUAACAAUCCCUUUGCCUCGUCUUUCAACCGCCCGCAGCAGACUCAGCAGAGAGCACCUACACUGUCUGCACUGCAAGAACAAAAGACGGCUACCCAGUUCAACCAAGCCGCAUACAACCCCAUCACCAGCUACCAGGCUCCUCCACCCGCAGCUGCUCCCUUCCAACAACCAGCUCAGACCGCCCAACCCAUGGACCCUCACCGUGCUCAGCUCAACGCCCUUCUUUCUUCUGGCGAAGGCCAAGAUACCUUUGGCAAUGUCGGAAACAUGCGUAUCCCUGCGCAGCACACGGCUCCUGGUACCUUUGUCAACAGUGCUGGCCAGGGACUAACCAAGCUCGAAGCCUCGCGCACUGGCAACAACCCCUUCUUACAAUCCCAGUUCACCGGCAUGCCCCAGCAGCAGUUCCCUGCACAAACCGGGCCUGCAAACGGACAUGCAUCAUCCAAUCCUUUUGGCCAAAAACAGCAAGGCCCUCAACAGUCUGGCAGCCUUAUCGACCUGUGA